Hippopotamus amphibius kiboko is the source of this 939-nucleotide messenger RNA. Its product is annotated as olfactory receptor 10W1-like. Gene Ontology annotation, cellular component: membrane. Lineage: Eukaryota; Metazoa; Chordata; Mammalia; Artiodactyla; Hippopotamidae. Gene Ontology annotation, biological process: G protein-coupled receptor signaling pathway. Gene Ontology annotation, molecular function: olfactory receptor activity; G protein-coupled receptor activity. The record is from RefSeq and is a predicted model, not a curated record. The transcript has a single exon. The coding region runs from base 22 to 939 and encodes 305 amino acids.
UGGGAAAAUCGCUCAGUGUUGAUGGAAUUUGUAUUCCUGGCCUAUCCUUCCCACCCAGAGCUGAGUGUCAUGUCCUUCCUUGGGGUCAGCCUGAUUUAUACAUUCAUCAUCACUGGGAAUGUCCUCAUCAUGGUGGCCAUCAAGACAGAAACCCACCUACACACACCCAUGUACUAUUUCCUGGGCAGCCUCUCAGGAGUGGAAAUGUGCUACACUGCCGUGGUGGUGCCCCACAUCCUGGCCAACAUCCUACAGUCAGAGAAGACCAUCACCCUCCUGGGCUGUGCCACUCAGAUGGUUUUUCUUAUCAGACUUGGCAGUGCUGACUGCUUCCUCUUGGCUAUCAUGGCUUAUGAUCGGUAUGUUGCCAUUUGCCACCCCUUGCAGUACCCUCUCAUCAUGACUUUAACUCUUUGUGCCCGCUUGGUUGUGGCCUCUGUGGUCAUCGGAUUGUUCCUGUCCUUACAGCUAGUGGCCUUCAUCUUCUCUCUGCCCUUCUGCCGGGCUCGAGGUAUCGAGCACUUUUUUUGUGAUGCGCCACCAGUGAUGCGCCUUGUUUGUGCCGACAGCCACAUCCAUGAGCAGUCAGUGCUGGUGGCAGCCACACUAGCCAUAGCUGUGCCUUUCUGCUUUAUCACCACCUCCUACGCCUUCAUUGUGGCCGCUGUGCUCAAGAUCCACUCAGCCGCUGGCCGCCACCGCGCCUUCUCCACCUGCUCCUUCCACCUCACUGUGGUCCUGCUGCAGUAUGGCUGUUGUGCCUUCAUGUACCUGCGCCCCAGCUCCAGCUACUACCCCAAGCAAGAUCAGUUCAUCUCACUGGUGUAUACGUUGGGAACCCCACUUCUCAACCCACUUAUCUACACCCUGAGGAACAGUGAGAUGAAGGGGGCCAUAGGGAGAGGUCUUAUCAGGAACUGCCUCUCCCAGAAAAGCUAG